CAGAGAGAACAGGAAGUUAUUCAUUAAUAACCUCUCCUCGGCUCGGUUCAGCUCUCUCACCCUGUUCUCUCUUUAGUUUAGUGGUUUAAUCUCAGUCUGAAUAUAUAGUUUAAUGGCAGAAGCUUUACCUGAGAGCAUUCUUCCUCCACAAUGAGUCUGCUUCGACUAGUUUGGGUCUUAUUGUUUCUGUUUGUGUCGGUGACGUCUGCUCUGACGGUUCUAUCAUCAUCAAAGCCUCUCACCUGCCCACAACAGUCUCAGGGUUUGGGCUGCAGCGUCUCCACAAGUAACUGUAUGGACAGUAACUGGCUGGAUGUGAAUGAGUACACUCCCAGCAGUCCAGAGGGGCUGCAGGUGUCUGUGGACACCAGGCGGGACGAGACGGGACACCUGCACCCUGUUCUGGUCGCUAACUGGAGGAUAAAGGACGAAGGCAGUAUCCGCUCCCUGACAGCCACCGAGCUUCAUGUUCUGGUGACGUCCACCAACCAGAACAUGUGCGUCCGAUAUUCGUUCAAAGCCAAUCUCCCGAUGAGAAGUCCAUCAGGGGAAAAGUGGUCGUUCUCGGCUAACAUGCUGGUGGUGGAGCCGGGUCAGAUGUACCGGGUCUCUGUCUUCAACAUCCCCAAACCAGAGCUGGGCCACAGCAACUAUGACGUCAGCACCGACCUCACCGUUCCUGAUUGUCCAGAUCCCAAAAUGCAGAUGACCCAGUUCUGCAUCGAGAGAGGAAGUCUGUGGCAGCCCAACAUCAGUCUGGCUCAGAUUGGAAGAUCAGCGCUGGCUGUCAGCUUCACUCCCGACGCCCUCUGUGACGAGUACCUGGUCAUCGUCAGCUGCUCGGCCAUCAGACACGUAGACCCGACGUACAAGGCUAACCGGACGACCCUGAACGCAUCAUUCAGCCUGGAUAAAUGGCCGAGAUCUUGCUGCCUGUUUGACGCCGAGAUCAAACCUCUUUUCCCUCAAUGUGGACAGGACUGCACCCGUCGGAAGAAGACUCUGGAUAUCUGUGCUGCUCCGGUGGAAGAAAAGCGAACCGAUGCCCCCGACGUCCCCGUGUACACAUUCGUCGUCCUGGGAGUGGCGUUUACGUGCGUCGUGAUGUCACUUACUAUGUACAUCCUCUGCCGGAAGCCAGGUAAACCCGGAGCUCCUGAAGCGCCUGUGAAAGGUGACGUAGCGUGGAAGCAGCAGCUUAAACAACCCCCCAAAGUGCUGGUGAUCUACUCCCAGGACCACCACCUCUACCGGGACGUGGUGCUGAAGCUCUGCGCCUUCCUCCAGGCCAAGUGUGGCACCGAGGUGCUGGUGGACCUGUUGGACUCCGCCUCGGUCGGCAUGGUGGGGCGCCUCCGCUGGCUCGAGUGGCAACGACAAGAGCUCAAAAACCCGUCCGACAAAAUCCUGGUGCUGUGCUCGCAGGGCGUCCAGGCCAAGUGGAGGGCCAUGUGCGGUCAAGGUCGGGUGACCCUGAGGGAGGACGUGCUCUCUCCGACCGACGACAUGCUCACUCCCUUCCUCAACCUCUUCCUGCCGGACAUGCACCAGGCGGGCAUGCGGGGCAAGUACAUGGUGGCUUACUUCGAUGACAUCUGCAGGGAGCGAGACGUGCCGUCGGUUUUUGACAUCGGGGUCAAAUACAAGCUGAUGAAGCAUUUCGAAGAGCUGUACUUCCGCAUCCUGGACAUGGAGAAGUACCAGCUGGGUCAGGUCAACCACAUCAAGGGCAUCGGCGGGGACGAAUACUUCGACUGUCCCUCGGGUAGAGCCCUGAAGAACGCCAUAGAAACCUUUCAGGCCCACCAGUUGGACAAUCCUGACUGGUUUGAGAGGGAGUGUGUGGACAGCGAGGAGGAGGUCCGGGCGGAGGCGAACCUGCUCAUCGACCAGCUGCACAUCCCUCCGGUCCUGGAGUGGGUUCCUCUAAUCCGAGACGGCCGUCCCGUCUACGUCAACGAGGUCGAAAUCAACGAAAACGACGACAGCGUUCAUGUCCUGACACCUGAACUGAACCCGGAGAGCCAGCUGUCAUCGGUGGCAGAACUCACGCCGCUGGUGAACCCCGAGGGCAGACGUCCGUAUCUGUCAGACCUGGACGAGGUGUGGACGGAUCACGUGUAUCCUCACAGCCCCAGACCAGAAUCCGUCUACAUGGUUGAGCCCGUUUUGAACAACGUGCCGCCACCGAGACAGAACUGGCUCUCCGUCCAGGCAGAACCCUUCGGUCAAACUCCCACCGAGGACGAGGAAGAGGAUUCCCUGCUCCCUAUGAGCCAACCCUCCGCUCGUUGGGACCCGAGAAUCCCGGCGCUGCACGACUCUCUGGAUUCAAACCCUCGAGAACCCUCGUGUGCCGGCAUGCAGAGUGAAUACUUCCCUCCGUCUGAAAUGGGCCGGUCUCAGCCUGUAGAGAUGGAGGAGGAAGAGGAGGAGGAGGAGGAGGAGGAGGUUCUGGAGCCCGGUGGAAAGGGUCCAAGCAGCGGAUCUGAUCAAGGCUACAUCUCCAAGAUGUCCUCCCAGAAUGAAGCCCCUUUCACAGAGGAUCCUCUGGCGGCUCUGAGGAGACUGCAGGAGCAGCUCUUUCUGGAUACUCUGACGUAGAGUAUCGCAGUCCAAAGUACUGAACCUCCACUCUUUAACCCACCGGUGUAGGAGGGUGUAAGAGCUCCAAACACACUUCUGUGUGGGGUUUAUAUGUUACAUAUCCAAUGUGUGUUGAUGAUUCUUCUGAAUAUAAUAAUCCAUAUGUUAUUAAUAUGUUGUUUGAUCAAAUCAGACGAAGAUGAUAAAGCCUUCAUAGAACAAAGAAGUAGACACAGUGACUGUACGUGUGAAUGUGUGUGUAUUCGGUGAACAAGGGUUGUUUGAAUGUGCCGUGUAUGACUAUAUCAGCCUUCUCUCAGCUGCGUCACCGUCUCCGACGGCGUGAAACGGAUUCAAGAGGAAGU
This is a messenger RNA of Sebastes umbrosus (honeycomb rockfish), 2951 nucleotides long. It is a transcript of the gene il17ra1a, whose product is annotated as interleukin 17 receptor A1a. The transcript is spliced from 11 exons. The record is from RefSeq and is a predicted model, not a curated record. Bases 151 to 2604 code for a protein of 817 amino acids. Lineage: Eukaryota; Metazoa; Chordata; Actinopteri; Perciformes; Sebastidae. Gene Ontology annotation, molecular function: interleukin-17 receptor activity.